Molecule: messenger RNA, 1080 nt
Organism: Octopus bimaculoides (California two-spot octopus)
Lineage: Eukaryota; Metazoa; Mollusca; Cephalopoda; Octopoda; Octopodidae
Product: zinc finger protein 239
Source: RefSeq, a predicted model, not a curated record
AUGGAGGAGGUUAAUACCUCGGACAAUUUUAAAACAACGACUUUUACGAAUCCAAGGACACAGAGAGAUGAGAAACCUUUGCAGAGAGAAACGUUUACUAACGAGGCAUCGUUACACGGGAAUGUCUCUGAAUAUUGCUGUGAGAUUUGUAGGAAGACAUUCGGUUCAGAGCGUGAAGUCUUCGCGCACAAAGAAAUACACGACAGGAAAAAACCUUUUCACUGUGGAAUCUGUGGGAAACAUUAUGCAUUUAAGAGUAGUUUAACGAUCCAUAAACUAAUCCACACCGGAGACAAACAGUUCCCUUGUGAAGUGUGUGGGAAAUAUUUUGCCUACAAAAGUAAUUUAACGAAACACAAAAGAAUACACACCGGAGAAAAGCUGUUUCGUUGUGAAAUCUGUGAGAAAUCUUUCGUGAAUGUUUCUCAUCUUGAAGUUCAUAAAAGAGUACACACUGGAGAAAAACCUUAUCAUUGUGAAAUAUGUGGACAAUCAUUCGCCUUUGAUAAAGGCCUUACAGCUCACAAACGAAUACAUACUGGGGAGAAACCGUUUCGUUGUGAAAUGUGUGGGAAAACUUUUGGUGAUAAUUGGGGCCUUGUUAUCCACGUUCGUCGUCACACUGGUGAAAAACCUUACCACUGUGAAAUAUGCGGAAAAUAUUUUAUCACUAAUUAUAUUUUAACAACGCACAAAAGGACACACACUGGAGAGAAAUCAUGCCAGUGUGAAGUAUGUGGACAGUCUUUCUAUAAUAAUACGGCUCUUAUUCUCCAUGUACGUAGUCACACCGGAGAAAGACCUUACCAUUGUGAAAUAUGUGGGAAACGUUUUAUCACAAACGGUAAUUUAACAAUACACAAAAAAAUACACACCAGAGAAAAAUCACAUCAAUGUGGAAUGUGUGGAGAAUCAUUUGGUAGUAAUUAUCAUCUUGAAGCUCACAAAAGAAUACUACAUGGAGAAGGAAUACGGUAUCGUUGUGAAAUAUGUGAAAGGAUUUUUAGAUCUAACACAAAUGUCAAUUUAGCAAGGAAAUUCUUUGACAAUCUUUUUGGUUCUUUUGACUAUAUGGCAUAA